Messenger RNA from Penicillium crustosum, 405 nucleotides. RefSeq names its product arsenate reductase ArsC. Lineage: Eukaryota; Fungi; Ascomycota; Eurotiomycetes; Eurotiales; Aspergillaceae. Bases 1 to 405 code for a protein of 134 amino acids. The record is from RefSeq and is a predicted model, not a curated record. The transcript has a single exon.
AUGGCUAAGCCUAGUGUAUUGUUCGUCUGCGUUCACAACGCUGGUCGCUCCCAAAUGGCCGCCGGCUAUCUCAUGCAUCUGGCUGGUGACACCAUUGAAGUCCGCUCUGCCGGAUCGGCCCCAGCCGACUCCAUCAAUCCAGUCGUUGUCGAAGCUAUGCGCGAAGAGGGCAUCGACCUCAGCAACCAAAAACCUAAGAUUCUCACUGCCGAUGCAGUCCAAGACAGCGAUGUGGUCAUUACCAUGGGCUGUGGCGAUGUCUGCCCCUUCUUCGCUGGCAAACGCUACCUCGAUUGGCAACUCAAUGACCCCGCCGGGCAAGGGUUAGAUGCUGUACGGACUAUCCGUCACGAAAUUCGUCAACGCAUCGAGAAGCUCAUCAUCGAACUCCAAUCUUCUACUUGA